AUGCAGAUCAACUCGUUCCUUGCCGUCGGCACCUUCUUGCUCCGGUACACUCUCGGAGGUCAAGUCGACUCCUCUUUGCUCGCGCUCAUCGACCAGACUCCCGACUUGUCAACCUUGGCGACCAUCAUCCACGGCUUCCCGGAGUACGCCGCGGCCGUGGCAAACGUCACAAACGUCACCUGCUUCGCCCCGAGCAACGAGGCACUGGCGCGCUUCGCGGAUGCGCACCAGGAUACCUAUCAACAGCUCUUCUCCCGCUUGGAAGUCUUCUCGGCCAUCUUCGACAUCCAUAUCGUCGUCGGCGCCCAUUACAGCCCCGAGUUCCGUCCGGGGGAGACAUGGUUUCUGCAGACGGUGCUGACGGACGAGUCCGUUUCCAACGUCACCGGCGGUCAAGUCGUCAAGGUGCGCAGCAUCUACGACACGCUGGAAGUCUCGACCGAUGCCAAAAGCCCCGCCCAUGUGAUACAGAAGGACCGAUGCUUCGCCGGUGGCACUCUCCAGGUGAUUGACGCUGUGAUGGGCAUACCAAGCAGCUUGUCGUCCGUCAUCGCUGACAAUGCUUUCAUGGCUGCCUCGUUCGGCCAGGCCCUCACUGCGGCCAACCUGUCGACUACGCUUGACCUGCAGUCGAAUCUGACCGUCUUGGUGCCCUCCAACAAGGCCUUCGAACAGGCAAACCUCAGCCGAGGCGACAUGGGGCAAGAGUUGUUGGCAUACGUCUUGCAAUCUCACAUUAUUCCGGGAGAGGUCUUGUACUCGAACAUGCUUGCGGUCGGGACGUGGACGACCCUCAGUGGGGCAAAGAUACGAAUCGACCAAGACGCCAGUGGCAUUUAUGUGAACGGUGCUCGGAUCCAGGUGGAGGACUUGCUGGUCGCGAACGGGGUCGUCCACGUAAUUGAUUCUUUUGCAGUGUAA
Molecule: messenger RNA, 921 nt
Organism: Zymoseptoria tritici IPO323
Lineage: Eukaryota; Fungi; Ascomycota; Dothideomycetes; Mycosphaerellales; Mycosphaerellaceae
Product: putative beta-Ig-H3/fasciclin
Exons: 2
Coding region: 1-921 (306 amino acids)
Biological process (GO): macroautophagy
Cellular component (GO): fungal-type vacuole membrane
Source: RefSeq, a predicted model, not a curated record